AUGUGCACGGCAUGUGGGUUCACCUCCACCACAUACGACCCAUGCAUAGACAUCUCACUGGAUCUCAUCCCUCCGGAACCUUCCGGAACAAAAACAAAAACAAAGACAGACUCCCAACUAACACCAACACUAAUCGGUUGUCUAGACCGGUUCACGCGACCAGAACGGUUAGGAUCGGAUUCAGACCAGAAAUUCUUCUGCCAACGAUGUAAAAUCCGACAAGAAUCCUUAAAACAAAUGUCCAUAAGAAAACUCCCAUUAGUCUCGUGUUUCCACAUAAAAAGAUUCGAACACUCUCCUGUUAAAAAACUGUCGCGAAAAGUCGACAGGUAUAUGCAGUUCCCGUUUUCUUUAGACAUGUCUCCGUAUUUGUCUUCGUCUAUUUUGAGGGGUAGAUUUGGAAACCGGAUAUUUGCGUUUGAUGGGAAUGGGAAUGGGAAUGAGAAUGAGGAACAGGAUUUCAGUUCUGAGUUUGAGUUGUUUGCGGUUGUGACACAUACGGGGAAACUUGAUGCGGGACAUUAUGUGACGUAUUUGAGGUUGAGUAAUGAGUGGUAUAAGUGUGAUGAUUGUUGGGUGACUAGGGUUAACGAGAGUAUUGUCAGGGGUGUUCAAGGGUAUAUGAUGUUUUAUGUUCAGAAAAUGCUUUUUUAUAAAGCAACUGACAAAAUCUGA
Messenger RNA from Lactuca virosa, 675 nucleotides. The record is from the annotation of a GenBank genome assembly. NCBI's taxonomy places the organism in Eukaryota, Viridiplantae, Streptophyta, Magnoliopsida, Asterales, Asteraceae.